GUUCCGUGGGAUGAUCGAGGAGCGAGGGAGGGAACCAAAACCCUCAGACUCUCACACUCCCAGUCUAGGGUUUCGACGUUUCACAAUCUCAAAACGAAAAGGGUUUCCGCGUAGCGAUCAUGGCACCUGCUAGGGUUUUCGGAGCGAGCGCCGGAAGAGCCUUCAUGGCGGCGGCGGCGAAGAGCGCGGCCAAGAAAGCCGCCCCGUCCGGGGGCGCCGCCGCGAAAGCCGCGCCGAAGAAGACGUCCCCGACGAGAACCAUCUCUGGCAUACAGAAGGUGGUUCCGGUCUCUUCCGAGCUCGGCCACUUCCUCGGCGCUCCUCAAGUGUCGCGAACCGACGCCGUCAAAAGAGUCUGGGAAUACAUCAAGCUGCAAAAUCUUCAGAAUCCUUCAAAUAAGAAGGAGAUCUUCUGUGAUGCAAAGCUGAAGACCAUUUUUGAUGGGAAAGAUAAGGUUGGGUUCACCGAGAUUGCUAGAUUGCUGUCUAACCAUUUUGUGAAAUCAGGAUGAUUUUCAGCUUUGAUGUACUCUUAAUGAUGGUAACCUGUCUCAGUACAUUAAGUAGGUUAUUUUGUCUUCAAGUACAUGGUUUGAGACCAACCGUUAAGAAACAUGGAAAUUUGUGUUAUCGGACUUGAAGGUUUGAAAGUGGUGUGAUUUUGUCACUGUCUGCUUUCGCAUUGUUAGGGUUUUAGUAUAUGUGCAUUAUCUUUCCAAGCCCUUUGUGAACAUCACCAUUUUUUAUUAGAAUUUUAUGGUUAAGCUAUUCGCGAUAUUCUAUUA
Molecule: messenger RNA, 785 nt
Organism: Cajanus cajan (pigeon pea)
Lineage: Eukaryota; Viridiplantae; Streptophyta; Magnoliopsida; Fabales; Fabaceae
Product: upstream activation factor subunit UAF30
Source: RefSeq, a predicted model, not a curated record